Molecule: messenger RNA, 1101 nt
Organism: Ectocarpus sp. CCAP 1310/34
Lineage: Eukaryota; Phaeophyceae; Ectocarpales; Ectocarpaceae
Source: the annotation of a GenBank genome assembly
AUGCAAAGGUACCCCCCCCCGCCAGCCGGCUACAUCUACGUUGUGCAGGAGCCCCAGCCAGGGCAAGUGCACGCGCCGCCUAGGGCGGUGCGAGCGGCAGAGACGCCGUUCAUCAUCAUGCGGGUCGCCUUGGCAUCGUACCGCACGGGACAGGGGGGAGAGGUGCUCUUCGAAGUGCAGGUCACCAUGAACGACGGCUACAAGUACGGUGUGCUCAGGCGCUACUCGCAGUUCGACCAGCUCCGAGAGCGCGUUUCGCGGGUUAUUCGCACGACGACCCCGCCCUUCCCCCCCAAGUGCAGCAUCCGGAGCUCGACCGUGGGGCUCGGACCGGCUGACUUGGAAGAGCGGCGGUAAGAAUGAGAGCGUGGUCAUGGUCGAUCGUGUGUGUAUGUGUGUGUGUGUUGGUCCCCUUUUUUGUUGCGCCAGUCUACACGCCAACACCGAUAUUUUUUCAUGUCUGACGUAUCAGCCGGGGUCACUCAAGGAGAAGGCCACACAGGAACUUUUGCCUUUUUUUGUUCUUGGUGCCCCACCUUUCUCCCUGCGCCGCUUGCCUUAGUUUUUGUCGCGACAAGGGUUUAGCCAUCAUGCGACAAACCAAGACGUGACGUCAUGCUUGUCUUGCACCACAUGCCAUGAACGGUUCUCUGUGUUUGUAGACCGGGACGAAAACUAAACGUAAGAGUGCUGCAAUAUUUCGUAGCAGCGUCUCCCGGCACCCUUGCAGGGGUUGCCACCGAUCGCCAUAGUGUUUCGAGGCUCAACACCUUAGACUACAGCUGUUGGACUUGCGAUUGAGAAGGCUUCAACCAUUCCUGACGGUGACGGGAGAGCCUGCCAAUCCCCUCCACGAUAAACACGCUUUUUGAUACGACUCCCCCUCUUUGCCCAGCCACCCUCCCUAGCCCACUGGAUACCGCGUAUGCCUAGUAAGGGGUGAUGGUGCGGUCAGAUUAAACGUAAUAGAUACUAGCGACAAAUAUGGGUGGACAGCACCCUCCCUCACAAGACCCUAGCAGCCGCCGUUGUACGCACACUACCUGCUCCGUCCCCUCAAGGACGAGUGGUCAACCGUUUAAUACCGAAGGCAUGAUAACG